AUGCGGCGGGCCCUAUUUACGGAGGAAGAAGUCCGACUGGCAACGGAGCGGCGCCUGAAAUACCUAGGAACAGCCAAGGUUAAUAUCUAUCAAAUUCAAUUUGACCCCCCGUUGCCGCGAGAUCUGGAUCCCAAAAAUUUGGAUCGGCUCUGUGAAAUCUUCCGCAAAAACCGCUGUCGUCGCCUGGAUGUCGACAAUCACGUCCCCGCGAUCGUGUCAUGGCAGGAUCUCGCUGAUGCGCUGCGGAAGGCGAAAGUUCCGCAGCAAUCGCUGCUGACUAAUGAUCCUUACCAAUGUCCCCAGCUGGGGUUUGCGGCGGGGCAACUACGAGCCCUCCAUGGCCGUCACCGCGUGCAGGCGGGAGCCAAGGUACUUCCUCCGGCUGACCGCUGGUGGACAGUUGAUCUCUACGUGGACGACAUCGGUGAAGAACUGAGGACUUCCCUGAUAGAGGAAUAUGCUAAUCAAAAGAAGCCGACUGACGGGCAAAUAUAUCGCAAGAUCCGGCAGUAUGAGGGCGAGGACAACGAAAGCUUCCGGCAGCGGUGGUUUGUGCGGCUGUCACCCAGCAAUCAGGACCGCCUGGAUCAGUUAGACAAUAAAAGAAACCGUCGUCUCCGUAGAGCCUUCGAUCGGUUACUACCAAUCCCUGGGCUUUGGCCACAUGGAAUGAGAAUAAGCAUGCUUCAUCGGUUGAUCGCCACAAGUUGUGUCGAUGAGAUUCUGACCUAUCUUGAGCAUAUCGGAUACUUCUGGUCCUCCAUAGUUGAUUCAGAUCCUGUUUCGAUGAAGAAGAUUGAUUUGGAUACCGUCGACGCCCUGCAGUUGCUGGCACCGGGCAGAUCCCGUACCGACGCAAAAUUAGCCUGUGGGCUGGUCCUGAGUGGCCAGGCAUUUGCAGAAUUCAGCGAGGAAGAACGAAGAAUCAUAUGGAGCCGAAUGAAGGAUUUUGACGGGCUGAUUCCGUCCUUGUACACGUUUUUUGAAGAUUUCAAAUAUCUGGAAAGCUGCGCUCAUUGUGUGAAGCGACUUUUUGGCCCAUCGACUGAGUCUGUGUGGGAAACCAUGAGGUCAAUGUUUAUUCCGUCCUCGAAUUUGGAGGGAGGGGAGUGUGUAAUUCAGACCUCUGAGUCUACUUUCCGGCAUCAGUGGGCGACCGACGUGAAGCGCCUUGAAAUGGGAUACUUGCAGGUGUGGCUGUAUGCAAUGCGACAUUAUCCUCUGAUGCCUUCGGACCCAAAGAAGGUGGAUGACCUGUUGGCAAAGCCAAUUCGUGCGAAAGCCGAUGAGAGAGCGAUCUAUGAGAUGGCUGAACUCGCUCGCCGGGUCGGAUUCGAGUCCCCCGAAAUUGAUGCAUUGAUUAACGGUUCCCCAGACCAUCAGAUCGCACGGGCGGCUCUGCUGCAGGCUAGGAAACCUAGUCGGUUCCGCUAUGACGCCCAGCAGUUUGAAAUCCUUGUCAGCCGUAUUGUAGACUGUUUUGCUGUGGCGGUGCCCGACCAGCCCGACAUGACACAUGAUCUUCUCGCGGACAGCACCGUGAAACCUCGGGCUCGCUGCGGGAUGCCACAAACACGAACCCAUAAGCAAGAUAGUCCCUUGCUCUUUCUGGACCGUUUGCACGCCGACGACAUUGGGUUUACUGACACGAUCACUAGCUUUUAUGUCCGCCGCUGUGUCUAUUUUUCCUUCUUUGGAAGACCUGCAAUACCUGGACCCACUAGCAGUGACCGGGCCGGAGAGUCUUCCGGGGAUAUUCCAUGGUCGCCGUUGUUCGUUGGAGAAGAUGGUUCAUCUGGGGACCAUGGAUCCGCUCGGCCAGCAGCUCUACCCAGUGGGUCACCUCAUCAAGAACGAGAAGAGCCACAGGGGCGGGGCGCCCGACGGGGCGAGAAGCAACAUAUUCCGCGCCGCCAGCAGGUCCAGAGGGACAAACGAAAACGGGGUGUUGCUAAACAACGACGAAAGCGGAGGGCUCAGAUGCGCAAGCGUAAGUUGCAUCCAACGGGAGAAGGGGACCACGAGCCCGAAGACUACGACAUGGAGUUGGACGGUCCGAGCAUGGAGUCCUCGGAUGAGGAUAUGUACGACUAUUCGUCCCAGGAACUUUCUGAUGAAGGUCCACAAGACGAAUCAAUGCAGUCCGAUCCAGCAACCGCCCCCACACAUGGCCCUGCCGCCCCGGAAGAAACAGAUACCCAUAGCCAUUGCACGAGAAUUUCACUUGAAGCAACCCCGCUUGAGCAGGACUCAGACGACAGACCAACAGUAGAGGGUCCACCUCUGGACAAUGGCCUUGAAGAUCAGGCGCGUAUUGCUCAUCCGUCACAGCCACAGCCCACGGAAAUUGAGGACGACAAUUCUACGAGUGUUGGCGGCCCUGCUGGGCAAGAACAGGGCUUGAAAGAAUACGUUGACCAUAUCAUGAGGGCACGGGAAGAACAGGAUAAGUUAGAGGAGGAGUUAGAUCAUGAGCGACUCCAGGAAGAGCUUGGUAUCUCUUACCAGAAGCAACCAGUCCUGGAACCGUCACCUAGACCACGAGAAAGGCAGAAUUCACCACUGGCGCCCCCUGACGACCAAUCAGCGGACGUGACGCAUAAUAACAAGCUAGUAGCACCGGUUUCUGAAACGACUCAAGACCCAUCGCCAGCUUCUCACCGUGAAGGACAGCUGGGUCCUCCCGCAGAUGCCGGGACUUCAAUCCUGGUCGAGGCACCGCCACCACAACCACCAGCACUUGUGGAGAUUUCCUUCUGGGAGUUUAAAGGCGAAUGGAAGAAAUCUGACUGUGUACGAGCGGGUGCUUCCAGUCUACGGCCGUUGGAACUGAUGGCGACGAAGUAUUUACGGAAGAAUUAUUCGCUGUAUGAUCGGAAUCUACAUAGCCUCAGCCCCACCCAAUGUUAUCGCGCAGCCACUGCCGACGGCAGUAAUGUCAUAUUUAUGAUCUCUAAGGAUGAAGAGCAGAAGCUCGCGUCCCAAGGCCGAAUCACCAAAGACAAGCAGCUUCUAUCGUUGAUUUCUCGAGUGCUGCCCGAGCAAUAGUCUCAUGGCAGUCAAGAGAACAUGAGCACCCUUUCAGGUCCAAUCUAGAAAUAUGUGGCUCAACUUAUGCAGUUUUAACAGCCAUGAGCCAGGCCGCCCUAGAAGGAACCUCUCAUGGCAGUUGACACCAUGAGAACCAUCUCUUGUGUUGCUCUACGGGAUAUGCAGAAAUUUUUGUGUGAUAUGUUAUAGGUAGAUCAUCAUAGUAAUUCAUCUAACUUGAGAGUAUUGGAUCAAAAGGCCUCUCUUAUGAGGGAAACCCUCUUGUGAGAUUCUUCUUGUGAGGAAAUUAGCCAUGUGAGGGUCCAGUCAAGAGAGACAACCAUACGAGAGGAACUAAAACAUGUGAGGUGGUUCAUCGAGG
This is a messenger RNA of Aspergillus welwitschiae, 3412 nucleotides long. RefSeq lists its product as uncharacterized. The coding region runs from base 1 to 3048 and encodes 1015 amino acids. The transcript is spliced from 3 exons. Lineage: Eukaryota; Fungi; Ascomycota; Eurotiomycetes; Eurotiales; Aspergillaceae. The record is from RefSeq and is a predicted model, not a curated record.